AUGAUGAUGAAUUUGAGUGUGAACCGAUGCAUCGCCGGUGGAUUUCCCAGCUGCAGACUCGAUCAUGGUGGUGAGGGAAGGUGGGUCCGUGUGGCUAAGCAUUGUGAGCUUGAGAGAGGGAAAAGUUCAAGGUUCGAUGGUGUUUCAUCACAGAAGACAGAGAGCAAACAAAGUAUUAAACUUGCCAUGUUUGGUAGCGGUUUAGUUGGAGUGGCAAACUUAGUAACUCUUAGCUCAGCAAAAGCCGCAGACUUGAAGAUGAUUGUCUUGGAUCAAGCCACUUCCGUUUACACCUUGGCUGAAGGAACCCUUGGAGAUUCGGUUGGAAACUUCUUGUACUCAGCUAACCAACAAGCUAAUGAAGCUGUUCAGGAUCAGCUUUCAGCUCUCAGUGUAACAAGUUUGGCAGUAAUAUUUGGGGCAGGACUUGUGACGAGUCUUUCUCCAUGUACACUCAGUGUCCUGCCUCUGACACUUGGUUAUAUCGGUGCAUUUGGGUCUGGCAAAAGCAGAGGUCAGGUUAUUGGAGAUGCAGUUGCUUUCUCACUGGGAUUAGCAACCACCUUAGCACUUCUAGGGAUAGUAGCCUCUUUUGCCGGGAAAGCAUAUGGUCAAAUAGGACAAGGACUACCAGUAGCUGCAUCCGGUCUUGCUAUUGUAAUGGGUCUCAACCUCCUUGAGGUGAUCGAACUUCAGCUUCCAUCUUUCUUUAACAACUUUGAUCCUCGUGCUGCAGCUGCAAACUUCCCAUCUAGUGUACAAGCGUAUCUAGCCGGUCUCACAUUUGCACUUGCUGCCUCACCUUGUAGCACUCCAGUUUUAGCCACCCUUCUUGGCUACGUGGCUACUUCCAGGGAUCCAGUAAUUGGUGGAAGCUUGCUCUUAACGUAUACAACAGGCUACGUUGCUCCACUCAUCCUCGCUGCUUCUUUCGCUGGAGCUUUACAGAGCUUACUUUCGUUUAGAAAGGUCUCUGCAUGGAUCAACCCCAUAAGUGGCUCUCUUCUACUGGGAGGAGGUUUGUAUACUUUCUUGGAUAGGCUUUUUCCUGCUGCUACUAUGGUCAUGUAA
Molecule: messenger RNA, 1071 nt
Organism: Microthlaspi erraticum
Lineage: Eukaryota; Viridiplantae; Streptophyta; Magnoliopsida; Brassicales; Brassicaceae
Source: the annotation of a GenBank genome assembly